This is a messenger RNA of Paramecium sonneborni, 664 nucleotides long. The record is from the annotation of a GenBank genome assembly. NCBI's taxonomy places the organism in Eukaryota, Ciliophora, Oligohymenophorea, Peniculida, Parameciidae.
AUGUCAUUUUUUGGAAAAUAUCCUACCAGCCCUAAAAAAAGGAGUAACAACUUUUCCACAUUAUAGGUGAGUUACCAAAAGAUUACGCUGAUUAAAUACUUUAGAAUGACAUUACAUUAAUGAUGAGUAAAUAUACCGACAGUAUUGCAUUAAAUAAUCUUAUUUAAUUAUAUAUGGUACUUAUAACUUUUUAUAUAUAUAUAAGAAAGGAAUUGAAUAUUAUGAAGCAUAAAAAGAUAAACAAAGUGAAUAUUUUAAAAGUAAAUUAAAUUGGAUAAUGAGUCAUCCUUCUAUUAUAUCACCUAAAAAAAAAGAAGAAGAAACUAUACCAAAAUCAUCUAUAAAAAAACUAGAUUUUAAAGUGCAUACCAUUAUUGAUACUUCAUAACAUUAUGAUCAUAAUAUUCAAUAAUUUGAAAUUCCUUAAGAAAAGUAAGUUGUUUAAAAAAAUAACUUAAUAACAAUUUAAACUAAUGAUGUUAAAACAAUGAUUGAUAAUUUAAAAAAAGAAACAAAUAAAAUUAAUGAAGUAAUAAGUCAAUUACACUAGAUAAUAUAAAAUGACCUCAAUUCUCAAAAAACUAAAAUUGCUAAUAGAAUUCAUAAAAGAAGCAAAAGCUUUGUAAAUAAAAAUAAAUUUGAAUAAGAGGAAUGCAUAGAAUGA